Molecule: messenger RNA, 726 nt
Organism: Verticillium alfalfae VaMs.102
Lineage: Eukaryota; Fungi; Ascomycota; Sordariomycetes; Glomerellales; Plectosphaerellaceae
Product: mitochondrial 54S ribosomal protein YmL16
Exons: 3
Coding region: 1-726 (241 amino acids)
Biological process (GO): translation
Cellular component (GO): ribosome; mitochondrial large ribosomal subunit
Molecular function (GO): rRNA binding; structural constituent of ribosome
Source: RefSeq, a predicted model, not a curated record
AUGUUCGCUCCAGGCCGAGGGUUAGCCUUGAGGCAGGCCUUAGGGUCCUCGCCAUCCGUUUCAUUACCCACUUUCCUCGUUCCCGCCUUCCAGACGACGUCGCGACGACAAUUCUCUGCAUCGACGAAUCGGUCGUCGAAGCUCGGCCGGACGCCUCUCUCGAUCCCUCCCGGCGUCGAAAUCGUCAUUGGCGAGCCCAGAGUGAAGCGAGAUGCGACAUCAUACUUGAAGAUUCCCAAGCGGACGGUAUCCGUGUCAGGACCUUUGGGAAAGCUUGAUCUCGAGAUCCCCCCCUUCCUCAAGAUUGAUCACGACACGGAGGCGAGAAAGGCCACCCUCACAAUCGAGGACGACACGGCACAACUUGGGCGUACCUCAACCGCUACAUCAUUGGCGUCUCGGAGGGCCAUACGGCGGUCCUCCGUCUCGUGGGCGUGGGCUACCGUGCGUCGGUCGAGCAGCGCGGCGGCAAGGCGACGUUCCCCGGCCAGCUGUUCCUCUGCCUCAAGCUCGGCGUUCACGCACCCCAUCGAGGAGCCGAUCCCCAAGGGUGUCACGGUCACGACGCCGACGCCGACGCGCAUCUUGAUCGAGGGCAUCGACCGCGAGGAGAUUAUGAGCUUCGCGGGCCGCGUGCGCAAGUACCGCCCGCCGGAGCCCUACAAGGGCAAGGGCGUAUUCGUCAACGACCAGACGAUCAAGCUCAAGCAGAAGAAGAUCAAAUAG